Messenger RNA from Helobdella robusta, 1419 nucleotides. RefSeq lists its product as hypothetical. The transcript is spliced from 11 exons. The record is from RefSeq and is a predicted model, not a curated record. The coding region runs from base 1 to 1419 and encodes 472 amino acids. Gene Ontology annotation, molecular function: guanylate cyclase activity; protein kinase activity; ATP binding. Lineage: Eukaryota; Metazoa; Annelida; Clitellata; Rhynchobdellida; Glossiphoniidae. Gene Ontology annotation, biological process: protein phosphorylation; receptor guanylyl cyclase signaling pathway; intracellular signal transduction.
AUGCGAGCCAUCACCCACGACAACUUAUGCUUAUUUGUCGGUCUGUGCAACGAGCCAUGCCACGUCAGCGUCCUUACCAAAUUCUGUCUGAGAGGAAGUCUGCAGGACAUACUCAACAACCACGACAUCAAACUGGAUGACAACUUCAAGCGCUCCUUCAUUUGUGACUGCAUACAGGGUUUAGACUACUUGCACAAGAGCCCAAUAAAAUCUCACGGGCGCAUGCGCAGUAACAAUUGUUUGGUCGACAGCAGGUGGGUGGUGAAGUUGAGUGCCUGGGGACUCGCCUGUCUCCACGGGGUCAAAGGUUAUGACAGCGAAGAGGAGAGAUGGCUAUUGUGGACGGCCCCUGAACUCCUAAACAACCCGAACCCCCCUCAAAAUGGAACACCCCUGGCAGAUAUAUAUAGCCUGGGGAUCAUUUUUCAAGAAAUUUUGUAUCGGUGCUUGCCGUAUCAAAGUGGUGGUGGAGUGCAUUUAAGUGCUGUAGAAAUAGUUACAAGGGUGAAGAACUUGGAGAGCCCCCCCUUCAGACCAAAACUGCCGGAAAACCAGCAGAUCGAUGUCAGGUAUUUGGAACUGGCGCGAGACUGCUGGCGCGAAGAUAAAAAUACCAGACCUCUGACUGCUAGACUGCAGGCCAAAUUCAACUCCUUCAAUAAAGGAAAAAUCAACAUAAUGGACAACAUGUUGAAGAUGAUGGAGAAGUACGCAAACAACCUGGAGGAGAUCAUCGGAGAGAGAACGAGGCAGUUGGAAGAGGAGAAGAAGAAAGCUGACAUGCUGCUCUAUCGAAUGCUGCCCGCUUCUGUAGCAGACAGUUUGAAAUUGGGACUCCACAUCAAUCCGGAGAUAUACAAGGAGUCGUCUAUCUAUUUUUCUGAUAUAGUAUCAUUCACGACACUGGCUUCUGAGUCGACGCCGAUGGAGGUGGUGGAUUUUCUGAACGACCUCUGGACAACUUUCGAUGACAUCAUUGACAAAUAUAAUGUCUACAAAGUAGAAACGAUUGGCGAUGCGUACCUGGUGGUGAGUGGCGUGCCAAAAGUGCACAGCAGACACGCUCCUGAAAUUGCCAACAUGAGUCUGGACAUCCUGGCUGCCGUCAAAACAUUUAAAAUCCGUCACAGGCCGGAUAGACAGUUGAAAAUCAGGAUUGGGAUGCAUAGUGGGCCCGUCGUUGCUGGAGUUGUUGGCCAGACGAUGCCUCGCUACUGUCUGUUUGGGGAUACGGUGAACACGGCGAGUAGGAUGGAAUCACAUGGCGUUCCCUUAAAGAUUCACAUAAGUGAGGCAGCUUAUAAAUUCUUGUUGAACGCUCCAGACGGCUACAUAAUGGAGCUGAGGGGCGAAAUUGAGAUCAAAGGCAAAGGAUUGCAGUUGACGUAUUUUCUUGAAGGGAGAAACGGAGAAAAAUAA